This is a messenger RNA of Phyllotreta striolata, 1289 nucleotides long. The record is from the annotation of a GenBank genome assembly. Lineage: Eukaryota; Metazoa; Arthropoda; Insecta; Coleoptera; Chrysomelidae.
AUGUCUUUAAUAUGUUUUAAAACGUUAUACAGGAAGAGUACACCAGUGAUUCGAAGAACAUUACUAGAAUUCAAUCCGAAAUAUUACUCCAAUUCAAAAUCCUGCAUUAUUCUGGGGAUAGAAACCUCUUGCGAUGACACAGGUUGUGCAAUAGUAGACUCAGAAGGAAACAUUUUAGGAGAAGCAUUGCACUCUCAGCACUUGGUGCAUUUAAAUAACGGCGGAAUUAUACCGCCUAUUGCACAAGAUUUACACAGAGCCAACAUCGAGAGAGUAGUUAACGAAGCUGUACAAUCAUCGGGUAUACCAUUCAAAGAAAUAGACGCCAUAGCCGCAACAGUGAAACCAGGACUACCACUCUCGCUGAUGAUAGGGACCAAAUACAGCAAGUAUUUAUGCAGGAAGCACGACAAGCCAUUUAUGCCGAUCCAUCACAUGGAAGCGCACGCUCUAACGGCCCGAAUGUGCGAUAAAUCAGUCGAAUUUCCGUUUCUCGUCUUGCUGAUCAGCGGCGGACAUUGUUUAGUAGCUGUAGCAGAAAGAGUGGACAAAUUUCUCCUGCUAGGCGAGAGCCUCGACGACGCUCCGGGCGAAGCCUUCGACAAGGUGGCCCGAAGAAUGAAGCUGAAGAACCUUCCUGAAUACUCGAAGCUAUCCGGCGGACAAGCCGUGGAAUUGGCGGCUCGCAAAGCUGAUAAUCCUCUAGCCUACAAAUUCACCAUACCUUUGCAGCAAUAUAAAAAUUGCAAUUUCAGUUUUUCUGGCAUUAAAAACCAAUUACUGUUGCAUCUGCAACGAGAAGAGAUUCUGCAUGAUGUGCCAGCGGAUCGGGUUAUACCGGGUGUUUACAAUCUCUGUGCCGGUUUCCAGAUCGUGGUUACCAGGCAUAUUUGCCAUAGGGUGCAAAGGGCGAUGGAGUAUGCUGCUAGAAAAAAUCUCGUGCCUCCUGAUAAACAAACUUUGGUUGUUUCAGGGGGCGCUGCUUGCAAUAAUUUUAUUAAAGGUGGUUUGAAAAUGGUGUGCGAUGAGUAUGGUUAUAAAAUCGUUCGGCCGCCUCCUAAAUUUUGCACCGAUAACGGUGUUAUGAUAGCUUGGAAUGGCGUGGAAAGGUUUAAAGAAAAUAUAGGAAUUUAUCACGACUGGGAACAUAUCGAUGUCGAAAACUCAGCACCCCUUGGAGAGGAUUUAACAAACGAUGUUGAAACAGAACGAAUUAGUUGCAAAUGGGUGAAAUUGAAAGGUAUAAAUUUACCUCAAAACCAAUUACAAAGUAGCACUGUAUGAAAUUA